AUGCAACGAUCUCCUUUGGCCUUCUCGAAAUUUUUGUGGUCGCCUUUGAAAAGUGAAGUACGUCUUUCGACUCUCAAAAUUGCCAAUAAUGCCAGACUUAGUCCUUUAACAGCGCCUGCAAGCAUACGGUGGGUGCGAUGGAAUCACCACGAUAACUCUUCAUACAGACCAUUAAACAAUACCAAAGAUAAAAACGAGACCUCAAAACAAAGACCCUCUUCGGAACAUAAAACGAACGUCAAUCCUUUCAAAUUCAUCACGGAGCGAGAUCGCUUGUUGCUGCAAGCCACAGGACUGCUUCAAAAAUUACAGAUAAACCUGAAAUGGACCCUUACCAGGUCAAUGAAACCGUUCAAUUCCGAUGAUAUCAGUGCUUUUAUCUCUUGGAUUCUAGUCAGCAAUGUGAUUCUAAUCAUACUCGGAACCACAACGUUUGCGUCCCUGAUCAUAUACCUCGCUAACACCGUUUUCGCCCAGGAAUAUGUAGCCACGCAUAUCGGAAACCUACUAACAAAAAAUAGUUCUGUUUCCGUAGUGUUCGAAAGCGCUAUUGUGCCGGACUGGUCUUCCCGCAAAAUAUGCUUCAACAACGUUUUCGUUUCGCGCAGGCCCAAAGUAUCACAUAGCUUCACCAAAGGGUCCCAAUAUGAGGCGUCUGAAAGGGCUAAACUAGCCAUCACGGAAAAUUUGCUUGUAAGCAGAGAAGAUUUCGAUGACGGCAAUUACGCUCAAUUCGAUUUGACCAUGGACCAGGUCGAAAUCUCGUUGAGUUUUAGCAAAUGGUUCAACGGACGGGGUAUUUUGGAUGAGGUGACAAUAAAUGGCUUGCGGGGUGUGGUAGAUCGAACUCAUGUCAUAUGGAAGGAGAACGAUGAUGCAAGAAAUUAUCUGAAUGUACAUCAGCCGGGGGAUUUUGAGAUUUCCAAAUUCGAAAUGAAUGAUUUUUUAAUCACACUCUAUCAGCCAAAUGGAUUUCGCCCAUUCCAAGUGAGCGUUUUCAAUUGUGAACUCCCGCAGUUGCGCAAACACUGGCUUUUUUUCGAUUUUCUCAACGCUAACAAUAUAAGCGGUACUUACGACAACUCGCUGUUUUCGAUUCACAAGAAGUACAAGGCGGACGAUUCGCCUCAUAAUGCGUCUCCGUGGAAGAAAGUGACGCGCAUGCGUGUGGAUAAUUUAGACAUUGACCACCUCAAUGCAGGUGUGGAGGGUCCUUUUGGAUGGAUCACCGAGGGUCAGGUGGACAUGAUCGGUGACAUUCUACUUCCAGACAAAGACCCAGACGCUCUUCAAUUAAACGAAAUGUUCACUGUCAUUGGACAGAGAUUGCUGAAGGAAGCGCAGCGUCACUCUGCAAUUCUUUUGCCAGAACCAUUCCAGACGCCAGAGCAGAAGGACAUAGAUCCACAGAAAUACUUCAUCAUGGAUUUCUUUCUAAGGCUGCAUAACGUAACUGCAGAGGUUCCUCUAUUUGACAACGCACUCAGCUACAUUAACAGUGCGCUGAUAAGGCCAAUUGUUGGCUACAUCAACUCCAGACGUACCUACAUUCCAAUCAAAUGUCAAGUCGUCAAAGAGCUGUCCGACUUCGAAGGUUCAUGGACGAUCUACGAUUGUCGAUUAAUGGAUGAUCUGAGUGCUGAGGUCUACGACGCAUUUGCUGACUACGCUGCCGAUGAUGAAAGAAAGAACAUACGUUUGAAGCGUAUAGGGUUCUGGUCAUUACAAUUGCUGGCUCAAUUAGUUCUCCUCAGCUUGGGGUCAAUAGCCUAA
Lachancea sp. 'fantastica' is the source of this 1773-nucleotide messenger RNA. Lineage: Eukaryota; Fungi; Ascomycota; Saccharomycetes; Saccharomycetales; Saccharomycetaceae. The record is from the annotation of a GenBank genome assembly.